This is a messenger RNA of Haemorhous mexicanus (house finch), 3452 nucleotides long. RefSeq names its product ribonucleotide reductase catalytic subunit M1 (gene RRM1). Gene Ontology annotation, biological process: DNA replication; deoxyribonucleotide biosynthetic process. Gene Ontology annotation, cellular component: ribonucleoside-diphosphate reductase complex. Gene Ontology annotation, molecular function: ATP binding; ribonucleoside-diphosphate reductase activity, thioredoxin disulfide as acceptor. Bases 128 to 2506 code for a protein of 792 amino acids. The transcript is spliced from 19 exons. The record is from RefSeq and is a predicted model, not a curated record. Lineage: Eukaryota; Metazoa; Chordata; Aves; Passeriformes; Fringillidae.
GCGGCGGCCGCCUCAGCGGGGCGGGGCGCGUGCGGCGGGCGCGGGAAGCGGCGGGCGCGGAGACACCGAGAGGGACUGAGGGGAACCGAGAGGGACUGAGGGGCACUGAGGGGAACCCGCCGCCACCAUGCACGUCGUGAAGCGGGAUGGGCGCCAGGAGCGGGUCAUGUUUGACAAGAUCACCUCACGCAUCCAGAAGCUCUGCUAUGGCCUCAAUGUCGACUUUGUGGAUCCCGCACAGAUCACCAUGAAGGUGAUCCAGGGGCUCUACAGCGGGGUCACCACGGUGGAGCUGGACACUCUGGCCGCAGAGACCGCGGCCACGCUGACCACCAAGCACCCCGACUACGCCAUCCUGGCCGCCCGCAUCGCCGUGUCCAACCUGCACAAGGAGACCAAGAAAGUCUUCAGUGAUGUGAUGGAGGAUCUCUACACCUACAUCAACCCUCACAACGGGAAGCACUCCCCUAUGAUCUCGAAAGAGACUCUGGACAUAGUUCUGGCCAACAAAGAUCGCCUGAACUCUGCCAUCAUCUACGACAGAGACUUCUCCUACAACUACUUUGGCUUUAAGACUCUGGAACGCUCCUACUUGCUGAAAAUCAACUCCAAAGUUGCUGAACGUCCCCAGCACAUGCUGAUGAGGGUGGCCGUGGGCAUCCACAAGGCCGACAUCGAGGCCGCCAUCGAGACCUACAACCUGCUCUCGGAGCGCUGGUUCACCCACGCCUCGCCCACGCUCUUCAACGCCGGCACCAACCGCCCCCAGCUCUCCAGCUGCUUCCUGCUGUGCAUGAAGGACGACAGCAUCGAAGGCAUCUACGACACCCUGAAGCAGUGUGCCCUCAUCUCCAAGUCUGCUGGGGGCAUUGGCCUUGCCGUGAGCUGCAUCCGUGCCACGGGCAGCUACAUUGCUGGGACAAACGGGAAUUCCAACGGGCUCGUUCCCAUGCUGAGGGUCUACAACAACACCGCCCGCUACGUGGAUCAAGGUGGAAACAAGAGACCUGGGGCUUUUGCCAUCUACCUGGAGCCAUGGCACUUGGACAUCUUUGAGUUCCUGGACUUGAAGAAGAACACAGGUAAAGAAGAGCAGCGAGCCAGGGACCUGUUCUUUGCUCUCUGGAUCCCUGAUCUCUUCAUGAAGCGAGUGGAAACCAACCAGGACUGGUCCUUAAUGUGCCCAAAUGAGUGUCCUGGCCUGGAUGAUGUCUGGGGAGAGGAAUUUGAGAAGCUCUAUGAGAGCUACGAGCGGCAGGGCCGCGUGCGCAGGGUGGUGAAGGCCCAGCAGCUCUGGUACGCCAUCAUCGAGUCCCAGACCGAGACUGGCACCCCCUACAUGCUCUACAAGGACUCUUGCAACAGGAAGAGCAACCAGCAGAACCUGGGCACCAUCAAGUGCAGCAACCUGUGCACCGAGAUUGUGGAGUACACCAGCAAGGAUGAGGUGGCUGUGUGUAACCUGGCCUCCAUCGCCCUGAACAUGUACGUGACCCCCGAGCACACCUACGACUUCAAGAAGCUGGCUGAGGUCACCAAGGUCAUCGUCAGAAACCUCAACAAAAUCAUUGAUAUCAACUACUACCCUGUGCCAGAGGCCGAGCGCUCCAACCGGCGGCACCGGCCCAUUGGCAUCGGCGUGCAGGGCCUGGCUGACGCCUUCAUCCUGAUGAGGUUCCCCUUUGAGAGCGCCGAGGCGCAGCGCCUCAACCAGCACAUCUUCGAGACCAUCUACUACGGGGCCCUGGAGGCCAGCUGUGAGCUGGCCAGGGAGCAGGGCCCCUACGACACCUACCAGGGCUCACCGGUCAGCAAGGGGAUCCUUCAGUAUGACAUGUGGAAUGUCACCCCCUCUGACCUUUGGGACUGGAAGGCUUUGAAGGAGAAGAUUGCCAAAUACGGUGUCAGGAACAGCCUCCUCAUUUCCCCCAUGCCCACGGCCUCCACUGCCCAGAUCCUGGGCAACAACGAGUCCAUCGAGCCCUACACCAGCAACAUCUACACACGCAGGGUCCUCUCAGGGGAGUUCCAGGUUGUGAAUCCCCACUUGCUGAAGGAUCUCACGGAGAGGGGCCUGUGGAACGAGGAGAUGAAGAACCAGAUCAUCGCCCACAACGGCUCCAUUCAGAACAUCCCUGAGAUUCCCGAUGACCUGAAGCAGCUCUACAAAACUGUGUGGGAGAUCUCCCAAAAAACCAUCCUGAAGAUGGCUGCAGACAGAGGGGCCUUCAUCGACCAGAGCCAGUCCCUGAACAUCCACAUUGCUGAGCCCAACUAUGGGAAGCUCACCAGCAUGCACUUCUAUGGCUGGAAACAGGGCCUGAAGACUGGCAUGUACUACCUGCGGACGAAGCCGGCUGCCAACCCCAUCCAGUUCACCCUGAACAAGGAGAAGCUGCGGGAGCGGGAGAAGGCGUCCAGGGAGGAGGAGGAGAAGGAGAGGAACAAGGCAGCCAUGGUGUGCUCCCUGGAGAACAGGGAGGAGUGCCUGAUGUGUGGCUCCUAAGGGAUCACCCACGGCUCCGGCACAGCCGCUGCCCCUGGCUGGAGCUGCUGGGACAGGAGCAUCUGGAAGAACGUGAGGAGGCUGGGGCUGGGGCUGGGGGGUGGUGUAGCUUCCCCAUCCACAGGGAUGGGGUGAGCAUAGCUUUAGUAGCUGGGCUUCCCAGGGAUUUUAGUGCUCUGGCGUGGCCUUCCAUGGAAGCCUGCAGGUGGGACUGGGGACAGGGAGGUGCUGGUGCCACUCACAGGUCUGUCCUGGGCGCUCCAGACUGUGCCUUGCAGUCACCAAAGACUGCUCCUCGUGUGCCAGAGGGAGCAGCACACUGGCUGGUCCCUUUUCCUUGGCUGGGAGCCCCCCAGGGUAGGUGUGUUCAGUGUCCGCCAGGGCACAGGGGUGGCCGUGUCCUGCUGACACACCUGCGGUGUCCCCACCCUGCCACAGCCUCCUCAUCCCCCCGCUGCUUCCUCUCCUUGUCCCUCCUCUGGCUUUUCCAGACCGCCUUUGGAAGGAGCAGAUGGGUGGAAGGGCUGGUGCUUCCUGGCUCUUCUCCCUGGCCAGGACAGCCUGGCACUGGCUGAGUGUCUUCCAGUGGGGCCAGGAAGGGCAGAGCUGCUGCCCUGCAUUUGAUUCUGUAUUAAAUUCACUAAUUUGAGCUUUUUGCUCAGGCAGUUUCCUGGCAGGGGGCCAGUGCUGUCCUUGGCCACAGGUCAGGUGCCAUUUUGGGAGGGCCACAUGUCACUGGUGAAGGUCACCUGCCAUCUCUUUUCAGGGAGCUCCAUUCCUCCAGCCCAGGUAGUUCUUAGAUUUUUUAAACUUCUUAUCAAUUUACUGCGCCUGUACUCACUCCCUGCUUGAGCUCAGUGGGGCUUCAGGCAGUUCUGCAGUAUUUAUUGAACUCGUGAACCUCACCCCACCAGAGUCCCAGCUCAAUAAAAGGCGGAAUGUCGAA